Messenger RNA from Nematolebias whitei (Rio pearlfish), 1748 nucleotides. RefSeq names its product thrombospondin-4-B. Gene Ontology annotation, cellular component: extracellular region. The record is from RefSeq and is a predicted model, not a curated record. Lineage: Eukaryota; Metazoa; Chordata; Actinopteri; Cyprinodontiformes; Rivulidae. Gene Ontology annotation, biological process: cell adhesion. Gene Ontology annotation, molecular function: calcium ion binding. The transcript has 8 exons. The coding region runs from base 1 to 1080 and encodes 359 amino acids.
AUGAAGAAUUCCCAUGCUUCUUUCUAUCAGUCUGACAUAGAUAACGACCUGGUUGGAGACUCCUGUGACACAAACCAAGACAGUGAUGGUGACGGUCACCAGGACACCAAGGACAACUGUCCUCUGGUGAUCAACAGCUCCCAGCUGGACAGUGACAAAGACGGGCUGGGAGACGAGUGUGACGAUGACGAUGACAACGAUGGGAUCCCGGAUAUUUUACCACCAGGACCAGACAACUGCAGGCUGGUGCCAAACCCUGAACAGAUUGAUGACAACAAUGACGGCAUUGGAGAUAUUUGUGAGUCGGACUUCGACCAGGACAAAGUGAUUGACAGGAUUGACAACUGUCCUGAGAAUGCAGAAGUUACUCUGACUGACUUCAGGGCUUAUCAGACGGUGGUCCUGGACCCUGAAGGCGAUGCUCAGAUUGACCCUAACUGGGUUGUCCUGAACCAGGGGAUGGAAAUUGUUCAGACUAUGAAUAGUGACCCAGGACUUGCUGUUGGUUACACUGCAUUCAGUGGAGUUGACUUUGAGGGGACGUUCCAUGUGAACACGGUUACCGACGACGACUACGCCGGCUUCAUCUUUGGCUACCAGGACUCGUCCUCCUUCUAUGUGGUGAUGUGGAAACAGACUGAACAAACCUACUGGCAGGCAACGCCUUUCAGAGCUGUGGCUGAACCCGGCAUUCAACUCAAGGCUGUGAAAUCUAAAUCAGGUCCAGGGGAACACUUAAGAAACUCACUGUGGCACACAGGAGACACCAACGACCAGGUGCGCCUGCUAUGGAAGGACCAAAGAAAUGUCGGCUGGAAGGAUAAAGUGUCCUACCGCUGGUACCUGCAGCACCGCCCCCAAAUUGGAUACAUCAGAGUACGGUUCUACGAGGGAACCGAACUGGUUGCGGACUCUGGUGUGACCAUUGACACGACCAUGCGGGGAGGACGACUCGGCGUGUUUUGUUUCUCCCAAGAAAACAUCAUCUGGUCUAACCUGAAGUAUCGCUGCAACGACACCAUCCCCGACGACUUCCAGGAGUUCAGCACCCAGCACACCAUCGACUCAAUCGUCUACUGAUGCGUGACAUCAGCUCUGCAAACGAUGCAUCUCUGUGUGGAUGUGUGUGUAUAUAUAUGUGUGUGGGGGGUGGUAUUUUUGUGUGUGUUUGUGUUUUGUACGUGCCAUUACAGUAACAUAUAUGACCUCAGUCAUGUUCUGUAUGUGCAUCAGUGUUGUUUUUUUAAACCAAAAUGUGUUUUCUUCUGUAAUCAUCUUUGAAAACACCCAGCUGAGAUGUGUAUUUUUUAAGUUAUACUGAUUUCCAUCAAGCGCAAAUAACAAAGUAACUAUGAAUGCAAUCAAAUGACAUUACAGCUUGCAAGGAGCACUAUAUUUGUUGAAUACUAAGAAAAUAAAGAUGUACUUAAUCUGAAAAAUCAAAAAACAGACGUGCAACAAAAACAGUUUUGACCCACAAAAAAAAAAAAAUGCUGUAAAUUCAAAUAAAAAAAAACUGGUUUUAUUGAACCCUAUAGUUCAGCAACACCCACAUCUAAAUGAGUUUAUCUUUGUCCCCCACAGAGAUCAAAAGAGGUCUUUGUGCCUGAAAAGAGAGCAAAAGCACAUUUGCCUGCUUCUCCAAUGUGCUUGCAAUAAUUUACAACAUUAUAGAUGUGUUUUCCUCGGGUCUCUGUUCAAAAUCUAACAAAACAAGUUGAAGAAAUAAUAAAAUCCUGCUGGUGCCA